Vicia faba (fava bean) is the source of this 936-nucleotide messenger RNA. The record is from the annotation of a GenBank genome assembly. Lineage: Eukaryota; Viridiplantae; Streptophyta; Magnoliopsida; Fabales; Fabaceae.
AUGCUCUCUCUCCGAAUGAACCUCUCUCCCUCACCAAUGCUAACAACUCAAUCCUCAACAAAAACCCUUCCCACCACCACUGUUACACCUACUGUCACCACCAAACGACGAGCAAUAGUCUUCAAUUCAAGCCUCGUUGUUGCCUCAUGGCUUAAUCUCCUCAAUCUCACUUCAUCACAAUCACAACAGCUUCAAGAUGAACUUCAACAUCAAGAAGACCACCUUGUGCAACUUUUUCAGGAAACUUCACCAUCAGUUGUUUCCAUUAAAGACAUUGAAUUGACCAAAGAUCCCAUGAACUCUUCUAAUAUAGCCGUGCUCGAUCACGACGAAGAUGCGAAAGUGGAAGGCACCGGUUCAGGCUUCAUUUGGGAUAAAUUUGGCCACAUAGUUACCAAUUACCAUGUUGUAGCUAAACUGGCUACUGAUACGAGUGGUUUACAACGUUGUAAGGUUUUCCUAGUUGACGCUAAAGGGAAUAGAUUUUCCAGGGAAGGGAAAAUAGUUGGUUUUGAUCCAUCAUAUGAUCUAGCUGUUCUGAAGGUUGAUGUUGAUGGAUAUGAAAUAAAGCCUGUUCUUCUCGGUGAAUCUAAGAAUUUACUUGUUGGGCAGAGUUGCUUUGCCAUUGGGAAUCCUUAUGGAUAUGAGAAUACUCUCACAACAGGGGUGGUCAGUGGUUUAGGCCGCGAGAUACCUUCUCCCAAUGGAGGGGCUAUCAAAGGAGCUAUUCAAACAGAUGCAGCUAUUAAUGCAGGAAAUUCGGGUGGACCAUUGGUUGACUCUCAUGGCCAUGUUAUUGGAGUAAACACAGCCACCUUCACAAGGAAAGGGACUGGAGCUUCAUCAGGUGUUAACUUUGCAAUUCCCAUGGACAGUGUAAUUAGAAGUGUACCAUACCUUAUUGUAUAUGGAACACCUUAUAGUAAUAGGUUUUGA